AUGCAGAUUUCCGUGGUUUCCGGCACGUCCGUGCGUCUCUUCGACCGAACCAUCGGGCAGGAUUCGUUCUUUGACGGAGCCUCCUCGAAGGUGUCACUCGUGGACACAGGCAGCUGUCUCCUAGUGAGCUGCCUUGGACCUGCCUCGGCCAAUCUUUCUUUCACUUCCGUCCACCUCCUUCCCGGGGACAGCGAGAACUUCUCUGUGGUGGGGCAGCUUGGCUUGGUGCAGCUGGAGUACUUUCGAGUACCAAAGUUUGUCGCCACGCUGCGGAAUGGGCUUCUAGAUGUCAGGUAUCCACAAGUAUCAGCUGCAAUGCUGGAUGUUGGAGGUGCCGCAGUCUCUCUUCGAAUUGGCAGGGAGAGCUCCGUGCGACUUCUCCUCACUCAAAGCUCAGAGCUGACGGCCGGCACAGCAAUCGAUAGCACAUGCUUGUCGGAUGUGGCCGGUGUGCCAACAUGGAAUGAGACCGCCGGGGACGUCUCUUUGGGAGAUGAUCCGAACCCCCCUGAGUUCAGGAUCCUUCGUGGAGCCGGUGGUCGCCUCGGAGCGCUCUUCGCGUCGCGGGGUGUCUUGCAGCAUGAGCGCAUGGCUGAAGUGAACACCCGGGACUCCAUGGGCACAGCAGGGUUCCAGGCAGAAAGCGACUUCACGGUCUGGGCAUCUCAGAGGGCCAAGGCGGGUGCUCAAGUUCUCCGGUUGCGCGUGGUAGCUCCGGGUUUUGACGACGACCUCGGCAGCAUUAGCGCAAAAUCGGAGUGGCUUUACUCUGCGUUCGGCAAUGUCUAUAUCUGGCAUCCGCUGAGUGCCUUCUACUUAACGACAUUGAGCAUCUUCACGCCAAUCGUGAGCCGGACUGAUGUGGUUCUCAAGUCGACGCAAUGUACGCCACGGGUUGCGCUGGUGUCGCCGGGCGAUUCUUGCAUGCCGGACUCCGCAAGGUACGGCAGCUACGGCACGGAUGCCCUUGGUGGCACUCACAUGGCGCUCGGGCAAGCGCUGCCCGAGGUCCUGAGCUUCAGCAACCGCACGGCCAGCAGGAUCUACCAGCUGCGCUCUGCAACGACGGUGGCUCCUUUCCUGCCGAGCAUCGCUGAUGCUGUCGUCUCAGAGUUCCAGUACAGCGGCCAGUCGGGAGUCAACAGCAUGAUGACCCUGAACUCUGUUGGUGACCGUGGGAACUUCAUGGAUUUUCGAAGCCAAGCUUUUGCGGCGAUUGCCGUCAUUGUGUGCCUGGUCUUGCCAUUUUUCAUCACGAUCCUGGGCUACAGGUUCUAUCAGACCGAAAAAGCCAAGAUCCUGGCCGCAGACGGUUGGCGCAUUUGGCCCAUCUUGUGGCAGGCGAAGCAGAAGGCCAUGGAAGAGGUGGCACACUUCGUGGCGGAAGCCGAAGCAGAGCCAACGGAGGCUUCAGAGGCCGGCCGAGCCCCGGAGCAGUUGGAGGCUGGAGCGCCAAAGAAACGGAAGGGGCCGCUUGGAAGCAUCGAAGCAUCCAAGCCGGAAGCGAUGCGAGAGAAUCUCUUGUCCAUUCUUGCAAAGUUUGCCUCGGAGAGCAUCACCUCCGUCGCAGACGGAGUGCAGGAGGUCGUGGACCAAGUUGUCGAUUUUGAGAUGUCCGAAGCAGAGAAGGAUCUCCACAGCCGAGCGGAAGGAUUACUUGGCAGGAGUGCCAAUCUCCUAACCUUCGUGGAGUGUGUCGUCUUCCGCCGCGUGGGCAGCUUGUCAUUCUACUCUGAUGGCCUCGUCUACGCUUCCCUGCUGGUGAUUCUCCACUUUGGCAUUCUGCAAGCCCUCAUGGUACCUGCAGCGGCCAUUUUCUUGGUGAACUCCUACAACAUCACGGACUAUCAAGGGGUCUACUUCCUUUCGUCGCUGUUGCUUGGGGAGUUGAACUCAAGCUAUCCACUCUCACAAGCAGGUUGGAUCAUCAUUCUCACGACAGAAGUCUUCAUGCUCUUUUACACAAUAGUGGAGUAUUUGUGCCGGCAUAUCGAUCAGGUCAUACUUACACAGACGCAGCUGGCAGCCGGACGCCUUUCAGUUCAUCGACGCCGACUGCUGAAUCUUCGGGCAAGCCGAUUGUUCCGUGACAACAUGUUUUUCCUGCUCCUGAUCUUCUUGCACAUUGGAAUAACGCUGGGAAUUGCAUUUUCACUCUACUUGCUGUUGGGUGCCUGCGUCACCCCCGAGACUGUGGCACCCGUCCUUAUCGGGCUGAUCGCCACGAUCUAUGUUGGAAGGCGCACGGCAGAGCUUGUGUUCUCCUCUUCGCGGAGUCUUCAAGCCCAGCUCAUGAACUCGGUAUCCGACAUGCAGUCAGACGCAUCUACAGUGGGGGAGGCCCUUGAGGAGACCUUGACCGAGCUUGGACUGAACGAUGCGCAAGUUUUACUCUUCUCGCUGGUAAUCACUGGCACCUUCGCCUGUGCGGUGGCCUUCGUCUUGCUGGGCAGCUCUCUUUUCAUUACUGCAGAUUCCAUCGCCCCCGCACUGAUCUCUGGGCUGGCGACGGUCACCGGGGCAUUGGCAGCCGCACGUGGGGGAGCUGGUGCUGAGGACACGCUCCUGAAGUUUGAGGCUCUGAAGAACUUCAAUGCCAAAGUGCAGGAGGUUCAGAAGUUCUCUCAGCAGGCUAACGACGCCGCCCAAGCGGCCAAAGAUGCGACAAAGCAGGCGGUGGAAGGUGCGGAGGCUGCCAAAACGACAGUCACCACACCGACAACGCCAAUCGCAGGACUCGGAUGGGGUGUUUUCAGCGAGCUGACAGCGAUCUCCAACAUGCGGAGAUGCACUGCCCACUUGCGUGAUCUGACGCUUCUCCGUGGCACGACAAGCGCCGUGCUCCUGAACAGCUUCGGCCACGUUAUGAAGUCAACGACGGGCGGCACAGGCACUGUUAGCGAAGGCGAGAAUGACUACGACAAAAGUUAUGUCGUCAGUGAGCUGGACAUUUUCUUAUCGCACAGUUGGCAUGCUUGCUGGUGGCAGAAGUACCUGACUCUGCUCUACUACUUCAAUGCCUUGCCGGCGACGAUUAGUGCCGUGGCAGCCGGAUUGAUGUGGUGCGCACUGCAGUAUCGCAUCGGAUGUGUUGGGGUGCUCAGCUGGCGGGGCUUCUUUCCGAGUUCGAUCUUGUUCUUCAUCGUGUUGUUCUCUUGGCAUCAUGUUCGAGCAUUGUUGGAAUCCUACAGAAUUUCCAUCUUCCUCGACAAGGUCUGUAUCCAUCAGAAAGACGAACAAAGGAAGACGCAAGGCAUCAAUGCCAUCGGUGGUAUUCUAAACAAGUCGCGGACAUUGCUGGUCGCAUGGGACAGAACCUAUUUUUCUAGGCUUUGGUGCAGCUUCGAGCUGGCCGCGUUCUACCACUCGAAGUUGUACGACUCGAAGGCAGCAGGAAAGGUUGUUCUAUUGCCAAUCAUCUUGGGAAAGGUGAUUUCGGAGAUUGCGGCCUGUACGUGGGCGUUGGAGUUGCUGCGCAUUCACAUGCCGUUCAAUGCCGGUUUGCGGUCUGCAGCGCUUCUGCUUGUAAGCUUGGCAUUUGCGACGCGGUUCUAUGAUUUUCUCAUCGAAAGCAACGGACUAAAGGCGGAGCUGGCCGAAUUCUCUGCGCAGAAUGCGCAAUGCUUUUGUUGUAGUAAUCGGCAUUUGAAUCCAAUUACAGGGGAAAAGUUGUCUUGUGACCGAGCGCUGGUCAAUGCAUCCAUCGCACAUUGGUAUGGUGACGAUGAUGUGACGGAGGGUUUAGCCACCUUCAACGAGUUGAUCCGUGGACGCUUCAGAGAGGAAGUUGGGGAAGCCGUAAGAGGGGCACGGAUGCCGUUCCACUUUGUUCUCGUGGCUUCCGUCUGGCCUGCCAUGCACCAGCUCGACUACAUCACGAUGAGCGAG
Molecule: messenger RNA, 3888 nt
Organism: Symbiodinium necroappetens
Lineage: Eukaryota; Dinophyceae; Suessiales; Symbiodiniaceae
Source: the annotation of a GenBank genome assembly